CCCCAUUUCUCCCCCCCUUGACCUCUUUCAAAAGAGUUCUCUCCGCUUUUUAAGCAGAGAGAGAGAGAGGGAAAAAGAAGAAGACAGACGUCAAGUAGACGAUAGAGAGAGAGAAAGUCGAGCGACGCUCCUUCCUCGCCUUCGUCAGCGUCCCUGUUCCCCCCAACCUUCCAGGCGGUUAUCCCUGCCUCGGUUGUCCUUUUUUGUCCUACUUCCACUUCAUCAGAAAGGGGAAGUGAAGUCGCACUCCCCACAGCAAGUCACUCUCAUCCACACAGGGAGUGAUCAGGCAUCGCAAGUCGCCAGGAGCGCACGACGACUUUCGACGCCCUUAGUUCCCAUCUAGUCCUCAUUCGCGCUCACUCAUCGACGUAGAAUGAGCACGACACCGGCUCAGCAGCAGCCGCAACAGUCGCAGAACGCCAGCCCAGCAGCAGCAGCAGCAGCAGCAGCAGCUCCCUUCAACUACGCUGCAGCCGCUGCCAAGUCGAAGCAGCAACAGCAGCAGCAGCAAGGAGGAGGAGGAGGCGGCGCAGCAGCAGGCGCCGCAUCCUCUACCGCCACUUCAUCAGGAAAUGCGUCGCCCGCUGAUGCUGUGAGCAGGACUGCCACGCCUGGCGUCAACGGCUCAGGGGCGAGCGCAGGCGCAGGCGCAGGCGCAGAUGCUCGUCGAGGCGCACCAGUUAGCAUGGCGAAGCCAUCCGUUUCAGGUGGACCAGGAGGCAUCAACUUUGGCUCCGUCCACGACUCGAGCGCUGCUCUCUCCUCCUCGCCCGCCGUUCAGCCUACAUCGGGACAGCAUCUGCAGGGCGAUAAGCCAGCCCUCUUUGGCUCCGUAGAGGCUGCAAAGCAAAAAGUCGUCGGCUUCGGUGGCCAGGGUGCCGCAGGCUCCACCAAUGCAGCGACUCCGGCUCCUCGCGAGAAGGUCGACUUCCAAAAGCUCUUCCAGGGUGGCGGCAAGAAUGCUGCAAACAAGGCAGCCACACCUGCUGCUCCUGCCAAUACCGACUCACAGAACGGCGUCAAGGCAUCUUCUGCAGCCCCCGCCACCGAGGUUCAGCCCCCUUCGUCGCCUGCUGUGAGCAACCGCAACGGCACCGCAGCAGCAGCAGCAGCAGCCAACAAGCCGCCAUCUACACCCGCUCCUGUCGGCGGCAAUCCGUCCCUCUUGGCAACGCCUCAGCAUCACCACCCAAACGCCCAGAGCCAGCCGUUUGAGCCGCAGCGCUCCCCCUCUCACCACUUCAGCACGCCGAGUGCAGGUGGUAUGCGCGCUCCCUCCGGUGGCAUGCCAGCACCCUUCCAGCCUCAUCAGCCGCGAAGCCCGCACCUCAAUCAGUCACCUAUGCAGCCGAUGAUGGGCGGCGCUCAACCUCACUGGCAGCAGCAUGCUCAGCACGCCGCUCAGCAGAUGUACUAUCCGAUGGGCGCGGGAGCGUACGGUUACCAGUACGCAGGUGGCCACCCGCCUCAGUGGCAGCAGCAGCAGCAGCAGCAGCAGCAGCAGCAGCAGCAACAGCAGCAGCAGCAACAACAGCAGCCGGGCUUCGAGGCCCGCUCACCGCACGCCUCACCAAUGGUGCACCACCCUCCCUCCACGCCCGCAACCAUCUCCUCCCCAGCAUCCAGUCGAGCACAGGCUGCGCCCUUCUCGCCCUCGACUGCUCCCAGCAGCAUUGCGUCACCUUCGAUCCACGGCGGUCAUCUCGGAAUGGGUCGCCCUCCGCCUGCCUUCCAGAUGCCAGGCGCCGGCUAUGGUCACAGCCCGAGCCACUCGUUCAGCGGCGCCAAUGCCAUGAGUCCUUCGGCGAGACAAUUUGAGCCUGCACAAAAGCGCGCGAGCAGCGCGAUCAGAAUUGUCAACCCUGACACCAAGGCGACAGUCGACGUCAAGGCUAGCCCAGCGCCGACGCCGAAGCCUGCAGCCCCAGCAGCCUCACCCGCUCCGACCAACGACAGCAAGGACGCUACGCCUGCCUCUACGCCCGCUGCCACCCCGGCGCCCGCCCAGGCACCAGCUGCAGCACCUGCGACUCCCGCCCCUGCAGCCGCAGCCGCUCCAUCCACGCCCACGCCCGCAGCCGCAGCCGCUCCUGCCACGCCCUCAUCGAAAGGCCGCAUCGAGACGGCCAACGAAUUCCAGGCGCGUGUAAAGGCCCUCGCAGAGGAGAACCAGCGCAAGAAGGCCGCAGCAAAGGAGGCCGCCCUCGCCAAGUCUGACGAGGCCGAGCAAGAGCGCAAGAAGAAGGCAGAUGCCGACGCUGAGGCUGCGAAGAAGCGCGAGGAAGAGGAAAAGGCGCACAAGGAGCGCGAAGCCAAGCUCGAGGCCGAAAAGAAGGCUGAUGCCGAGAAGAAAGAGGAGGAGGCACGCAAGGCCGCCGCUGCUCAGGAGCAGGCUGCGCGGGAGAAGGACGAGGCCGAUGCCAAGGUUGCCGAGGGGCCCAAGGCUACUGCGGACAAGGCGGAGCAGGACGAGCAAAAGGUCGCCGACCGUGUCAUCGACACCAAUGCCGCAGGCACACAGGCAGAGAGCGCCAAGCUCGACGCCGAGGAGUCAGUCGCUACGGGCGAAAAGUCCGGCGCAGAGGCAGGCAAGGACGCUCUAGGCACCCCACGCUCCGUCGCCGACAUCGAGCGCAUGGCGCGAGAGGCAUCGUCUGUCCCCUCCACACCGCACGAGACGGUCGGCCGUACCCCUCUCUUCCCCACUACGCCCCGCACUCCUGGCACACCGGGCUUCGCUGGCCUCCCCGCCAAGCCCAUGAGCUCCAUGUCCGCCUCUACCAGCGCCAACGGCGGUGUCGGUAGCGGCACCAGCAUCACACUGGACAGCGCACAGCUCGAGAAGCGUCGCAAGCCCGCUGCACUCGACACUGCCGCGGCUCAGAAGACGGCCUCUGCCGCGCCUGCCAGCAGCAGCAGCGAGCCGCCAGCCUCUGCUGCCUCGCAGGCCCUGGGCUCCGCACGCUUCAUCGACGACAUCUCCAAGGUUGCCUACCCAGAGAACGUGCAAUCUCCGAAGCCCGAGCUGAACAAGACUGCCGAGCCUGGCAAGUUCCGCUACGACCGCGACUUCCUGCUGCAAUUCAUGGGCGUGUACUCAGAGAAGCCGCUGGAUAUGCCCCCGCUCGCCUCGAUUGGCAUGGAGCAAGGACAGAUGGGCGCGGGAGGCCGUGGUGCUGGCGGGCGCAGGUCUUCGCAGAUGGGUCCUCCCGCGGCAGGUGGGCGUGGCCAAGGACUGGGGCUCGGCGGCCUCGGUGGAGCGGGUGGUGCCUUUGGGCGUACCGGGUCAGGAUCAGCCAUGGGUGGUAUGGGGUCGUUCUCCCACCCGCCCAAGACGAGCGAGGAGCGCUUCGCCCAGUCCAGCUCAGGCAUGCGACCAGGCGGCGCAUUUGGCAAUUCGGGGCCCAUGGGCUCGUUCAACGCCAGCAGCCGUACCCAGCCCCUGUCGCGUGGCGGCAGCGGGUCGGGCGCUCUGCCCUCUCGCGAGAUGAUGGGCACAGGCGUCCCUGCAGGCGCUCGCACAGCGUCUAGGCGUGGCCGCACACGAGAGCCAGGAGGAGGCCGCGGUGGUGAGGGCAAGGUCAACCCGCCAGAGAAGGGUGGGCCGACGAUCCCCAUGGACCAGGUUGUUCCUCUUGCUCACUCGGACACUAGAUGGCAGGCCGGUACCAAGGUCAGCGCCGAUUCGCCCGAGCUUGUGCAGCGCAAGGUCAAGGCGCUACUCAACAAGCUCACCGUCGAGAAGUUUGCCAGCAUUUCGGAUCAGAUUCUGGAGUGGGCCAACAAGUCUACCGAGGAGAAUGAUGGGCGCACGCUGCGCCAGGUCAUUGCGCUCAUCUUUGAAAAGGCCACGGACGAGGCUGCCUGGUCAGAAAUGUACGCGCAGUUGUGCCGCAAGCUCCAAGAGAAGCUCAGCCUCGACGUCCAAGACGAGGGCCUUCGCACAGCCGACGGCAAACCCGUCACUGGUGGUCACCUUUUCCGCAAGUACCUCCUCACCCGAUGCCAAGAGGACUUCGAGCGCGGCUGGGCCAUGCGAGACGCCAUGGUCGACGCAGCCAAGAGUAAGGAGGCGGAGGACUCGGCCAAGAAGGCUAGCAAUGAGAAGGCAGAGGCCGAGGCCAAGGAGGCUGCCGAGCGCGGUGAGAAGGUCGAGGAGAACAAGGAGGCAGAGCUCAUGAGCGACGAGUACUACGCUGCGGCCAAGGCGAAGCGUCGCGGCCUGGGUCUGGUGCGCUUCAUCGGCGAGCUCUUCAAGCUGUCCAUGCUCACCGAGCGCAUCAUGCACAACUGCAUCAAGAAGCUCCUGAGCAACGCUACAGACCCCGAGGAGGAGGAGAUCGAGUCCCUCUGCAAGCUCGUUACCACCGUCGGUCGCCAGCUCGACACGGAGAAGGCUCGCGGUCACAUCGAUAUCUACUUCCAGCGUAUGCAGCAGAUGAGCAAGAGCGAGUCGAUCAACUCGCGCAUGCGCUUCAUGAUCCAAGACGUCAUCGAGCUGCGCGCUGCGGGUUGGAAGGGCAAGCAGGAAUCUGCCGGACCGAAGAGCAUUGCACAGAUCCACGAGGACGCAGCAAAGCAGAAACAGCAAGCAGAGGCCGAGCUUGCUGCUCGUUCCCGCGGUGGACCCCCCUCUCGUGGUGGAUCGAGAAGAGGGCAGCAGCGUGGCGAUUUCCCCGGCCCUGGUCAGCCUGUGGGUCCCGACGGGUGGACGUCAGUGGGCAAUGCUCCUCCUCCGCCGCGACCGACCCGUACGGGCGACAUGUCCGCCUUUGGCAAGGGCAUCGAGCGCACCGGAUCUGGGCGACCGCUCUCUCUCGGCUUGGGACCGCAGAACGUCUUUGCCAAGAAGCAGCAGAAGAGCUCUGAGGACGGAUCCAAGCCGCCGAGCCGCACCAACUCGAGCGCUAACAUGUUCGAGAUGCUCAACCAGGCAGAACCGCCGCAGCAGGCUGAGCGACCCAAGCUCAACUUGGCGCCGCGUACUAAGCCGGCGCCGGGUAGCGAGGGGCAGGACGACGAGGGCGAUGAGGGCGAGGACGACGAAGAGGAGGGAGACGACGCAAAGGAUGGCGAUGCUGAGGACGCUGCCGCGCCGGCGGAUAUGGACGAUGCGACUGCGACACGCAAGAUCGACAAUGACGUAAAGGAGUACAUGGAGAUCCGCGACGUCAAAGAAGGCGCCAUGGCUCUCGAGACGCUCCCAGCAUCACGGCGCCCCGCCUUCAUCACCAAGAUCACAGAGGUGGCCCUCAACAAGAAGGAGGACGAUGUCCGUCUCGUCUCGCGUCUCUUCUCCUCUGCCCGUGAGUCGUCGCUGCUCAAGGACGAGGACUUUGAGGCCGGCUUCAAGGAGGCAGGAAUUGCCAUGCUGGACGAUAUUUCCAUCGAUGUGCCGAGCGUGUACAAGUUCAUGGCCAUCCUCCUCGUCGGGGCUGGGUUGCCGCAGGAGAAUGUGGAGAAGUUGGCAGAGAGUGUAGAGGGAGAAGGGAUUAAGACGCCUAAGCAGAAGUUGCUGGAGAAGGUCGAGGAGGAGCGUAAUGUUGAGGCGUAGGCGUAGGCGUAGAUGUGAAGAGCAAAACCUCAUCUCAACUCUUCUCGCUCGCCUCGCUCGCCUCGCUCGCCUCGCUGGUUCCCCCUCUUGUCAGUGUGUAUCCCCCCCCCCGCACCC
Messenger RNA from Jaminaea rosea, 5674 nucleotides. RefSeq lists its product as hypothetical. NCBI's taxonomy places the organism in Eukaryota, Fungi, Basidiomycota, Exobasidiomycetes, Microstromatales. Gene Ontology annotation, molecular function: protein binding; mRNA binding; translation initiation factor activity. The coding region runs from base 377 to 5557 and encodes 1726 amino acids. The record is from RefSeq and is a predicted model, not a curated record. Gene Ontology annotation, cellular component: eukaryotic translation initiation factor 4F complex. The transcript has a single exon.